GCUAAUCCAUGAAAUCAUUUUCAGAGAUAUACUUUUACAUCAAUUGGCAAUAGCAAUGAAGUUCAAUAAUCUGAAGCUCACAGCCGUCUCAAAUCGGCAUCAUUAGCUACGUACAAAUCCGCAUCCCUGGUGAAAAUCUCACUCUACGUAAACUGCAGCAGCUGAUUGCGGAAAAUUGCGAGCUACUUGUCGAGAUUCAGAUGGCGAUGGACGAAACAGGGAGCUGCGGAAGCAGAGGAAAGGAUCAGAAACCGCCGUCGGCGAAUAACCGCUUACAGCAGAAGAAAACGGAGGUUUACAAUGAGGUUUUGCAACGGCUUAAGGAAAUCGGACGUUCCGAAGCUCAGGAAAUGGAUUUCGAUCAUCAGCUUUGGGCGCAUUUCAAUCGCCUGCCGCACAGGUAUGGGAUGGAUGUGAGCUUGGAGAGGGCGGUUGAUGUUCUCACGCACAAAAGGCUGCUGCAUCUGGCGCGUGAUCCUGCUAAUAGGCCGUCUUUUGAUGUUCGUCUAGUGCAGGUAAUACCUGCCUCAGAUGGAAGUUUAGGAGAUGCAGCACAUUCAAGUUCUCCGAGAAAGGGAAGCAUCCAUCCACCACCUGCCUUUGGAUCUUCUCUUAAUCUUGAGGAACUUGCGCUUCAAGCGUGCGAAUCAGAAAUAGAAGAUGCUGAUAUUGGCGCAGAUGCCAAUACAAAGUUAAGAAGGCCCAUGCAUGAGAUUACUUUCUCAACAAUUGACAGGCCGAAGCUCCUUAGUCAGCUGACUUCUUUAUUAGCAAAAGUUGGGCUCAACAUUCAAGAAGCACACGCCUUUUCAACUGUAGAUGGUUAUUCUCUUGAUGUUUUUGUUGUUGAUGGUUGGCCAUUUGAGGAGGUUGAUCAACUUCGGGCUGCACUUGAAAAAGAAGUUCUAAAAACUGAGAAAAGUUCAUGGCCUCAUCUAGAGUCUUUGCCUCUUCUCAAUGAACAUCAACAGAUAAGGGUCAAAUGUGAAUAUGAUCAACUGACAGUACCCAGUGAUGAUACUGAUGACUGGGAAAUCGAUCCUCAACUACUGAAAUUUGAGUCCAAAAUAGCUUCAGGAUCAUAUGGUGAUUUAUACCGAGGUACUUACCGUAGUCAGGAUGUCGCAAUAAAGAUACUCAAGGCUGAGCGCUUGAAUACAGAACUCCAGAAGGAAUUUGCUCAAGAAGUGUAUAUACUGAGAAAAAUUCGUCACAAAAAUGUGGUUCAAUUUAUAGGGGCAUGCACCAGGCCUCCACACUUGUGCAUCGUUACAGAAUUCAUGUCUGGAGGGAGUGUUUACGAGUUUUUACACAAGCAAAGUGAUAGUUUCAAGCUUCCAGGAUUACUUAAAGUUGCUAUUAAUGUUUCAAAGGGAAUGAACUUUUUGCAUCAGAACAACAUAAUUCACAGGGACUUGAAGAGUGCAAACCUUUUGAUGGACGAAAACAAAGUGGUUAAAGUGGGCGAUUUUGGAGUGGCAAGAGUGAAGGCGCAAACAGGUGUGAUGACUGCUGAAACCGGGACAUAUCGGUGGAUGGCCCCUGAGGUGAUCGAGCAUAAGUCGUAUGAUCACAAAGCCGAUGUGUUCAGUUUUGGGGUGGUAGUGUGGGAACUACUCACAGGAAAACUUCCGUACGAGUAUCUCACACCUUUACAAGCAGCUGUUGCUGUUGUCCAAAGGGGUCUCCGGCCAACUAUUCCGACACACACAAAUGCAAAGCUUGCUGAGCUACUUGAGAGAUGCUGGCAGAGAGAUCCAGCUUUAAGACCUGACUUCUCUGAUAUAACUCAAAUCUUGCACAAAAUUAUAAGAGAGGUUGGAGGGGAUCGGGGCGGGCGAAAGGAGAAGGGACCUGGAUUCUUUUCUGCCCUGAGACGUGGCCAUCGCUAGCGGAUAAAUUUAAUUUGUAACUUAAUACUCCCUCUGUUCUAACUUAAGGAGUCUCACUUUGAUUUAGCAUUGGUUUUAAGGAAUGUGUAUAAGUGAAAUAGUAUAAUUUUUUAAUGGAAUGUGAGUAGAAUGAGUUGUAGAAUAUAAGAUUUAUCUAUCGAAAAUAGUAAAAGCAAAUUGAGACUUUUAAGUUA
Salvia hispanica is the source of this 2086-nucleotide messenger RNA. Its product is annotated as serine/threonine-protein kinase STY46-like. Gene Ontology annotation, biological process: protein phosphorylation. NCBI's taxonomy places the organism in Eukaryota, Viridiplantae, Streptophyta, Magnoliopsida, Lamiales, Lamiaceae. Gene Ontology annotation, molecular function: ATP binding; protein serine/threonine kinase activity. The record is from RefSeq and is a predicted model, not a curated record.